CUCCUGUAGGCGGUUCCCCGCAGCGACUCCAAGGCCAAAGGGAGGUCUUACUACGCACGCGCUUUAGUGACGGAGUCACCCAUGGAGCCGUCCGGAGUGGAGCGAGAACCUGCAGGCGUGAGGCUACUGGACCUGCCCUGGGAAGACGUGCUGCUUCCUCACGUCCUGAGCCGGGUGCCCUUGCGCCAGCUGCUCCGGCUGCAGCGCGUCAGCCGGGCCUUCCGGGCGCUCGUGCAGCUGCACUUGGCGGGGCUGCGCCGCUUCGACGCCGCGCAGGUGGGGCCGCACAUCCCGCGCGCCGCCCUGGCCCGGCUGCUGCGCGACGCUGAGGGGCUGCAGGCGCUGGCGCUAGCGCAGUGUCACGAGUGGCUGUCGGACGCAGACCUGCUGCCGGUGCUGGCGCGGAACCCGCAACUGCGGAGCGUGGCGCUGGCGGGCUGCGGGCAGCUGAGCCGCCGCGCGCUGGGCGCGCUGGCCGAGGGCUGCCCCCGCCUGCGGCGCCUGUCGCUCGCGCACUGCGACUGGGUGGACGGGCUGGCGCUGCGCGGCCUCGCGGACCGCUGCCCGGCGCUGGAGGAGCUGGACCUUACCGCCUGCCGCCAGCUCAAGGAUGAGGCCAUUGUGUAUCUGGCGCGGCGGCGCGGUGGCGGCCUCCGCAGCCUCUCACUGGCGGUCAACGCCAACGUGGGUGACACCUCGGUCCAGGAGCUGGCCCGGAACUGCCCUCGCCUCGAGCACCUCGACCUCACCGGCUGCCUCCGUGUCGGAAGCGACGGCAUCAGGACGCUGGCCGAGUAUUGCCCCAUGCUUCGCUCUCUGCGGGUGCGGCACUGCCACCACGUGGCUGAGCCCAGUCUGAGCCGCUUGCGGAAACGAGGAGUGGACAUCGAUGUGGAGCCACCGCUGCACCAGGCCCUGGUGCUCCUGCAGGACAUGGCGGGCUUCGCACCCUUUGUCAACCUGCAGGUCUAAUUUUCUGUCAGGGGAGCCAGCCGAACUGUGUGGUGGGGCCCGGCAUAGAACUGCAGGGCAAUCUGACUGUAGGGAGGUAGGGGCCUGUGCCCUGCCCCACCCAGGAACCUCAAAUAAAGAUCUCUUUGUCCUCUUU
Messenger RNA from Cavia porcellus (domestic guinea pig), 1108 nucleotides. RefSeq names its product F-box and leucine rich repeat protein 15 (gene Fbxl15). The transcript has 4 exons. NCBI's taxonomy places the organism in Eukaryota, Metazoa, Chordata, Mammalia, Rodentia, Caviidae. Gene Ontology annotation, biological process: SCF-dependent proteasomal ubiquitin-dependent protein catabolic process. The coding region runs from base 82 to 972 and encodes 296 amino acids. Gene Ontology annotation, cellular component: SCF ubiquitin ligase complex. The record is from RefSeq and is a predicted model, not a curated record. Gene Ontology annotation, molecular function: protein binding.